AUUUAAUUACCUCAUCCCUUCAAUGGAUAAUUUGGACUGUCUGAGUGAUGUACAGGUAGCAGAGAAGAAGCUGUUUCUAGUUCAAGGAGAGAAACCUCAACUAAUUAAUUGGGAGAAAUAUGGUCUAAGGAUUGGAGUACAAGAAGAUACCUUAUCACCCACUGAUACAGUUGAGGUAGCAGUGGUCACUCUUGUAGGAGGAGAGUUUGUGUUUCCAAAGAAUACAGUACUAGUGAGUGCUGUUUAUGCUGUUUCAGUAUCCAAGCCUCUCCUCAAACCAUUGCGACUAGAAAUUGAGCACUGCAUUGAUCUGAGGGGACGACCAGGUCUUACACAAUUUUUGAAGUUUGCCAUAGCUCCCGUGAGCACACCCAGUCUUCCUUACCACUUUUUAUUAGUUGAGGGAGGAGAGUUUAAACCUGAUAGUUGGUAUGGAUCCAUUCAACGUAAAGAGUUCUGUUUGGUAGCUAUUGUUGGAGAGAAACGUCUACCCAAAUCAUCAACUAAUGGAGACGAGUCAGAGGAAGAGGAGGAGGAGCAAGAGGAACAAUCAGAAGAGGAAACUGAGGAGGAAGUGGAAGAUGGUAAUAGUGAUUCAUCCUGUGAUUCUGAUAAGACUAAAGAUCCACCAGGAGGUAGCAGUGGAGGACAAGGUGAGUAAUG
Messenger RNA from Amphimedon queenslandica, 663 nucleotides. RefSeq lists its product as uncharacterized. The record is from RefSeq and is a predicted model, not a curated record. The transcript has 2 exons. NCBI's taxonomy places the organism in Eukaryota, Metazoa, Porifera, Demospongiae, Haplosclerida, Niphatidae. The coding region runs from base 23 to 661 and encodes 212 amino acids.